CCCGGCUCCGUUCUCCCUUCGGGCGGGCGCGGUUGCGGUUCCCGCGCACCCCGCUAACGUUACUGGGCUCAGCGGCUUCGCGGCGACACUUCCAGCGACUCUGCCCGAGCCCAGGCUCGCACACAAGCGGAGCGGUUCCGCUCCCCGGCAGGUCCCGGCUGCCCGGCCCGGGGCCUCCGUGAUGCUCGGGGGCCGCCCGGUGCGGCCGCGGGGCCCGCGCUCCGACCGCCACAACCCGGGGAAGCUCCGGGAGGCAGACUCGCCCCCGUCGAGCCCUCCCGGCCGCUCUGGCGGGAGGCGGGGGCCUGGCAACUCUCCCCCCGCGGGCCGCGGGGCGGGCCGGGGCGGCGGGCGGCACCUCGGGGCCGGGGCUCCCGCCGGCAGGGGCCCGCCGGGAGCAGCGAGGGCGGGCGGCCGGGGCGGAGCGGCAGCCGGCAUGGGGGCCGGGGCGCUGGCCGUACGCCAAAGCAAAUCGGCUGUAAGAUUGAAAGAGGACAUGAAAAAGAUAGCUGUGUCUCCACUGAACAAGCAGAGGGACACAACCUGUCCAAAGGUGUUUGGUGUGAGUCUUCUGGAGCUCCAGCAGCAGGGACUAACCAAAAAUGGAAUCCCAAUAGUUGUGUGGAAUAUAGUGGAGUACCUCACCCAGCAUGGUAUGACACAGGAAGGUCUCUUCAGAGUGAAUGGCAGCAUGAAAAUGGUGGAGCAGCUGCGUCUGCAGUAUGAACGUGGGGAAGAGGUGGAACUCGUUAAAGAUGGUGAUGUGUACUCAGCAGCCAGCCUGCUGAAACUGUUUUUGAGAGAGCUGCCAGAUGGAAUUAUCACGUCUGCCUUACAUCCCAGGUUCAUUCAGCUUUACCAGGACUCUAGAAACGACAUGCAGAAGGAAAGUUACUUGAAGGAACUCCUUAAAGAACUGCCUGAUGCUCAUUACAGCUUGCUGAAGUACCUGUGCCAGUUCCUGACAAAGGUUGCUGAACAUCACGUAGAGAACAGGAUGAAUCUUUGCAAUCUUGCCACUGUAUUUGGACCAAACUGCUUUCAUGUGCCCUCUGGAUUUGAAGGAAUAAAGGAACAGGAGAUCUGCAACAAGAUAAUGGCAAAAAUGCUGGAAAAUUACAAUACUUUGUUUGAAUUAGAAGGCUUGAAGAAGGACGAAGAAAAGCCUGUAUGUGAAGAGCUAGCAAAAAUAAUUUUGGUAAAAAUGACCAAAUCCCCAGCGGAACCAUCCAGCCAAAUGUGCCUAUUGCCACAACCAGGCCAAUCAGAUGGAAUACCUCAAGUCAGCCUCCAAUUAACAGACAGUGCUUCAUGUGGGAAGGAGGUGGAGUUAGCAGAUGAAAUCUCCUUUGUUAACAAUGAUGUGUUUUUCUCCAGCUCCCAAGAAGAUGAGCGGCCUAUGUCACCCUUCUACGUGAGUACCCACGUAUCACAAGUCAGUAGCAACGUUCCUGCUACAGGAGAGUAUUUAGAGAAGACAAUCCGCUCAGCUGUGGAGCAGCAUCUCUUUGAUGUUCAUGGCUCAGGCAGCCAGAGUUCAGAGGACUCUGAAUCCGGGACAUCUUCAGCCUCUUCUAAUGUGUCUGCCAGGCAGAGGAGGCGACACCACAAAGAGCAGGAGGAAGCCUGGAGAAACAGAGACAUGGAAGUUGUCAACAAGGAAAACAUCCCCUCUGGAUUCAGCUGUCUUGAAGAUUGUGUUCUAGUUGCUCAAGAUGUAGAAAAAUUACAAGACACCAGCUCUGGAUACCUUAGUGAAAGGAAUAAAUCAAAACGUCAGAAAUCCAGCACCAAGCUCUCAGAGCUUAAUGACAACCAGGACAGUCCUGUGAGUAUGGAAAGCUUUAGCUCAUCCAAACCUAUAGAGAGAACAGGACCUGAUGACAUGGAAAUUUUAUCUGAAGAAAGCAAAGAAAGUGAAAACGAUGAAGUAUUUUUCAGGCAUUCUCAGCUGACCUCAAGUAUGAAGAUUCAAGAACAUCCAAGCAUGCCUGAAAACAAGUUGCAAAGAAAUCAAGAUGCUGAUGAUCAGGAAAACGGUUUUGUAUCUGAAGUGCCUCGGCUGGAUUUAACAUCACUGUGCGAUGACAACAACUGGGAAGAGCCCAUCCCUGCUCUCUCCUCAUGGCAGCGAGACGGCUUAGACUCAGAUGAGGCUCGCCUUUCCCCGCAGGCCGGGUGUUUGAUUCGCCAACUUCUGGAUGAGGACAGUGAUCCCAUGCUGUCCCCUCGCUUCUAUGCCUAUGGACAGAGCCAACAGUACCUGGAUGAUACAGAAGUGCCUCCUUCUCCUCCCAAUUCUCAUUCCUUCAUGAGGAGACGGAGUUCGUCUUUAGGAUCUUAUGAAGAUGACAGAGAAGACCUUACCCCUGCGCAACUCACCCGGAGGAUUCAGGGGCUGAAGAAAAAGAUCAGGAGAUUUGAGGACAAAUUUGAAGAGGAGAGGAAAUACAGACCUUCCCACAGUGACAAGGCAGCCAACCCUGAAGUGCUCAAAUGGACAAAUGAUUUGGCCAAAUUCCGAAAGCAACUUAAAGAGUCAAAACUGAAGAUUUCAGAGGAAGACCUUGGCCCUGUUGUGCGUCAACGCAGCAACACGCUCCCCAAGAGCUUUGGUUCUCAGCUGGAGAAGGAGGAUGACAAGAAGCAAGACCUGUCAGAUAAAUCUGCCAAGCCUGCCGUGGAAGUGACCCUUGACUCCAUCCAGAAGAAGCUUCAAGAGAAACGAGCAGAGACAAAUCGACCUGAAGACAUUAAGGACAUGACACGAGAUCAGAUAGCAGCUGAAAAAGUGGCUCUUCAGAAAGCUUUGCUGUAUUAUGAAGGCAUUCAUGGCAGACCGGUUACCAAAAAUGAGCGGCAGGUGAUGAAGCCAUUGUAUGACAGGUAUCGCUUGGUCAAACAGAUCCUCUCCAGAGCCAACACCAUCCCUAUUAUUGGUUCCCCCUCCAGCAAGCGGAGAAGCCCUUUGCUGCAGCCAAUUAUCGAGGGCGAAACUGCUUCCUUCUUCAAGGAGAUAAAGGAAGAAGAGGAGGGGUCUGAGGAGGACAGCAAUGUGAAGCCGGAUCUCACAAUUACCAUAAGAACAGAUUUCAGUGUGCGCAGCUUCUUGGAUCAACUAGAAGAUGAUGCUGAUGGCUUUGUUUCCCCGGUGGAUGAUAAGAUGCCAUCCAGGAGCAGUCAGGAUAAGGGGCUUUCAAAUCUCCAUGAAGCAUCCAUCCCUGAACUGUUAGAGCAGCUCCAAGAAGUCAGGGAAGAGAAAAAGCGAAUCAGAAAAAAAUUGAGAGACUUUGAAGAUAACUUUUUCCGACAAAAUGGAAGGAAUGUGCAGAAAGAAGACCGCACUCCCAUGGCUGAAGAGUACAAUGAAUACAAGCAGGUUAAGGCCAAGCUGAGGCUGCUGGAAGUUCUGAUCAGUAAGAGAGAUAUUAGCUCCAAGAUCCUGUAAAGGAGGAGAUUGUUUUUGCCAAUAAACAAAGAGGAGAGAGCACCAGACAAAUGCAUGAAAUGGAUGCAGCGGGAGCCUGACUGGGAGAGCUGAGGAGCUCCCUGGGAACUGAAGGGUCAUUCCCAGAGGUAGGAGAGGGAGGAAUGGUGGAUUUCUGUAACUCUCUACAUUUGCUGUUGCCCACUGUUUCUCCAGGCCUGAUGCCCAAAAUGGAGUUUGCCAGUGUAGGAGACACAACACUGCGCUCAGUGACUGCACUGAAGGGAUCCUUCUGUAUUGAUUUGCUUACAGAUCCUGUAAUAUUUAGAAUAUCAAAGCCAGCCAUGCUGUUCUUUUUUCCCAGGAUAUAGCAAGAAGCAGAAUAGGAUUAAUAACAAUGAAAUCAUCAAAUAGCUUCUACUUGAGUUGAACAGACAAGUGCCCUGACCAAUCUCAUGUUAAGGCACAAGUCAGGCAGCACCAAGACUGUUCUCUUGUAGCUACAGUAAAGAUUUGCUCAGAUUUUUGACAUGUUUGAAGUCCAGCAUCUUCUGUUGCUCUACAGAAAUGCUGUAAUAAUCUGGUCAUCACCCAGAGCUGGUGUGAGUUGCAGUUUUGCCCAGGCUUGUGUUAGGUUUUCUUCCCACGUUUUUGAUGCCCAAUUCAACCAAAGUAGAAAGAAGCACCUGAAUGUUUGGGAUAUUAAAGAAAAUGAGCCAUGCAGCCAGGUUCUUACCAGCUUGUUCUGCUUGGAGGGUGAUACUGAGACCUUCUGACCACAUUUGGGCAACAGGGAAGAGAAGAGGUUUCAAAAGCUUGGAAGGCAGAGUCCCUUGGGAUUUUGGUGGUUGGUUAAAUAUCUAGGAUCAAAUAUGUUGUAGACAUCUGGAAGACCCACCCCAUUAGUAGGAAUGUUCAUUGUGAUACGGACACCUGUGCCCAAGCUGAACAGUCCACACAGGUGUCUCACAAACUCACUCACCUAAAUUUUCUUCUUUUGUGCACAUCACGCCUGUGUGGACUGCAGCAGCAACACUGAUGGUGACAGCAAAGGAUGGGUUUUUCUUCCCAGUGUAGGAAGUAUGGCAGUACAGAGGAUACCAUAGGGAACUGAGAGCAUGGAGCUGUGCUCUACCUGUGGAAUGUGCACCUGUCUCAAGUGCAAGCUUUGACAAUUUACUGUUUCCAAAUUUGUUUAUGACUUUCAGAAAAGAAAGUCCUGGGACACCUGAUUCAGGUGUGUCUUGGUUUGAAAGACAGGUAUCUGCCAAGAAAGGCAGAAGCCUCCCUUAGAAUGUAAAAUGUAAACCCCCUCCCUCCAAAUUACUAUAAUUUUUGAAAUUAAGGGGCUCUCAGGCAAAGAUAUGAGAACAAGAAUGACAGUUCUUUACUAGUGUGUAUACUAAAGCAAUCAAACACCAACAACACAGCAUUAACACCACACAGAACCAGGAACACAGUCCCAGCCCCCUCGGCUGCAGCACCCUCCCCUCUGGUGCAGUUCUGGGCACGGCCAGCAGGGGUGCUGCUGGCUCCCGGCCAGGUGGGGCAGGUGUGGUGAUUACCCUGCACCUGCAGGGGGCGCUGUGGCGCAGGCUUGGGGAUCACGUGGUGAUAGCAGCUCGGCUGAUUCGGGAAGGUAGGGAAGACAGACUUUGCUCCACAAUCCCCAGGGGCAGCUGAUCCCAGUGCCCCAGCAGGACUCUCAGAAAACAAUGAGUAAAACAAUCCCAGGGUGGUAGAGGAGAUGUAUCAGAAGCUAUUCCAGAGCCAUGGCUGGAACCGUGGGAUGUCUCGGCAAGGCAGGGGAUGCGGGGCUACAGUGCAGUGAAAGCUCGGAGCAGUGCCAAAGAGGCAGUGAGGGUGGGCCAGAGGAGCCCGGCUUCCAGCAGGGCAGAGAGGGGUGAGCUCAGCAUCCUGGGCGCCUGAGCAGAUGGGGACAGGUCCCUCUUUUAGUGAGGUAAGCAUUAACAAAGUCUCAGUUCAGUGGCUGCUCUCACAAGGAGAAGGCUCACCCCAGAAAGGAAGAAGCAGUACAGGACAGAAUCCUCCCAGCAGUAAGAACAGCUUGACCGUCCUCUGAUGCUGAGAGGAAGAAAGUGAGACUAGCCACUGCCCCCACCCCUUUACUUGCCCAAUUCUCACGGUAUCUCUGCCCCUUGGAGAGAAAUCCCCCCCCCCCCCCGCCCCAGAUGAGAGAAGUACUACCAGAUACCUGAGCUUGGCCACUUUGUUUUUCUUAAGUACCCAUAAGUACCCAGUAGUUAAUGGGGAAAAUUAUGGGAAAAAUUCUAUAGGUAAGAAGGAACAAAAGAAAAUGAACCUAACCCCCAACAAGGUGCUCAUGUCAAACAGCUGCUGCCUGAAGGAGAGAAAGGCCCCAAGUUCAGGGCUUGAAGUUCUGCCAUCCUGGGACACCUGGGCUCACUCUCCCACUCCAGAGGCUUAUGUACACCCCUGGUCUUCCCUGAGCCACACUCCACCUUGAAUCCCAAGGGAGGGCACUUCUGUAAUGCUUUCUUCAGCUCCCCAGGGGAUCAUUGCCAAUGUACAGAAGCCAAAUAACCAAGAUGAACUCCAGUACUGGUGUGUCAUGCAUGUCACACCAGAGGAGCCAAAAGGACUCCCAGAACAACUUCUUCCCCUUCCUUCUUUAUUAAGGGCAAGUGGGUUCACAAAUACUUGUAUUUAGUUUGUGGUACUUAUGUAAGGGUACUUUAUCCCCUUUCACUUGCUAUGUGUGCUGUGUGUGUUCUUGCCAAAAUUGCUUCUAUUUUGGUCUCUUCAGGAUCCCUUGAACUCUUACAAAGGUGGUCAUGGGCUGUAUGUGCACUUUGCUAAUCAGGGUGGGUGUCCUAAUUUAGGGCAAAUUGCCCCAGCUGGUUCAGGAAAAGAUGUCCUUGGAGAAAAGUGGAAAAAAAAAUGUUUAUUUAACAAGCAAAGCACUGACAAACAUAAAAAAUGAACAAUACCAAAUAAUAAAACCUCUUGUUGUUCUGAAGUGAUGGCAAAUUCAGAAAGUUCUUUUUGUGGGGUGUAGCUCAGCUCGCUGCGUGUGUCUCAGUCCCUCUGGCACUGGAAUGCAGUGUCCCAGCCCCGGUGGGCCACAGGUGUGAACUCCCAGUGUUCUUCUGAGAUUUUGGUCCAAAGCAGUUUUGAACAGUUCCAAGAAAAGGAAAAGCCACAAUCCAAGGAACUUCUCUGCCUCAGCUAGCUAAAAACUGACUAAAAGCAAAAGAGAGCUCUGUCCCCCUGUCCAUUCUGCAGACAACACAAUCCAGGAGCAGGAUGCAGGGAGCCAGUGCAUUUCUGAUAACAAACUGCACGCUGCUUCUGCCACCCCCUUCGCUCUUGGAACCAGCCUUAAAGGUGUAGAACUUAAUACCCAGCAUAAACAGAACAGAUGAUUGGGGAUACAAACAUCAUAUAGUCAUCCCAGGACACUCGGUAAGGCAGAGAUGUGUUAGUGAAAGCACUUGGAAUGGGGACUCAUGGCUUGGUUUGGUUUUUUAUUGAUUGCAGAAUUGCCUGUUCCAUAUAAAACCAGCAAAGACUGAAUUUUAUAUUUCCAAACAGUCCAGAGAACUUGUGUGCUGACCUAGGGCUUGGCUUUUCAGAGGUGUUGAGUUCCCAUCUCCUGAGAUGGGAUCUCCUCUGAUCCUUGGUGUGUCUUAACUGGGCUGACAGAUUGGAUCAAAAAAUGCUUUGAAGGGAAGCCUUCAGAAACCCCCAGGGCAGCUGAUCUCAGUGUCCCAGCAGGACUCUCAAAAGCAGCAAGCAGGAAUGAGCAAAAAUCCUGGGGUGGUAGAGGAGAAGUAUCAGAAGCUAUUCCAGAGCCAUGGCUGGAACCGCGGGAUGUCUCGGCAAGGCAGGGGAUGCGGGGCUACAGUGCAGUGAAAGCUCGGAGCAGUGCCAAAGAGGCAGUGAGGGUGGGCCAGAGGAGCCCGGCUUCCAGCAGGGCAGAGAGGGGUGAGCUCAGCAUCCUGGGCACCUGAGCAGAUGGGGACAGGUCCCUCUUUUAGUGAGGUAAGUGUUAAUAAGGUCCCAGUUCAGUGGCUGCUCUCACAAGGAGAGGCUUACCCCACAGCAGAAGCAGCAGCUCUGGGUUGGGCUCCAGCAGCAGCAGCGAAUUCCUUUCCUCAGGGAGCAGCUCUGACCAUCCUCCUCCAAAGCCAAAAGAGAGAGGAGAGCUGCCCCAGCUCUAUCCUUUAUCUGCCCAAUUCUCCGCUUGGAGAGAAACUCCCAGAUAAGAGAAAUGCAAUCUGAUGCCCUCCUCCCCUGAUCUUGGCUACUUCUUUUGUUUUUCUUAAGUACCCAGUCGUUAAUCUUUCCUAGCAAUUUAUGGGAAAAAAAUCUGUAAGUAAAAAGGAACAAAAGGAAAGAAACCUAACCCCCAACACUGUCCUUCAAAAUCUGUGUCACUGAAAGGGCAGGUUAAGUCCUACAGAGACCUCUGAGGCAGCUGAGGCCAGCACACUCUAGAAUGUAUUUUUUCAGCUUGGCUGCCACAAGCACAAGAAUCUCUCCGAUCUUUUUCUGACAGUUCUCUAUGUCCUUGGAGACAACACACCAGAGCUCUCCAUGGUGAGGUUCAGCAUUCUCACAGCGUUUCCUCACCUCUUCUUGUUGUUCCUUUGUGCCAUAUUGGAGCUCAAAUUUGUAAAAGAAGGUCCAGGCAUCCCCCAGGUCAGAGUCUAUCUUCACUGUGCAGUGGAACCACUCUCUGGCCUUGGUUAUUUUAUGCUUGCUCCAGAACAGCUUGGCCACAGCCAGCAGGACAUAUGGGUCAUGUUCACAUUUCUUGAGAGCAUCCACACCCUUGGUCUUUCGUUGCAGCUGCGCUUCAAGGAAAAUUGCGUCUGACCACAGCAUUCCUGAAUUGGGGCACUCUUGCAGUGCCUUGGCCAUCAGACUGUUAGCAACAUUCUUCAGCCCAGCUCGGUACUCCAAGUUUACAGACUCCAACCAGAGGUCUGGAUUCUUUGGAUUCUUCAGGCGAGACUUUUCCAAGAUGGCUCUUGCUCUAGUCAGCUGCACGACUUUCUCCUCCAGCCUGGACAGCAAAAGCUACAGGGGUAUGGAAUGGGGGCACUUCUUCAACCCUUGAUUAUAAGCCUCCUGUACUUUCUCUACCAGCUCUUUUUGUUCUUCAAUUUGUUCUUUAAUCAUCCACAGUUUGGGGAAUCCCUCAUAGUGCUUCAGGGCUUCCUCACAGAGCUCCUGGGCUGCAGCAAUGUUCCCAAGUACCCAUUCCAACUUCACAGACUUUAUGAAGACCCUUGCUGUGGGAGCACUGCUGCGAGCUUUUGCCAGCAGCCUCCUCACUCUUUCAAACUCAUUGUUCUCUGACUCGAGCUUCACAGGAGCCAGCCAGAUCUCCUCGCUGUUGGGGUUGGCCUGGAAAGCCAGGGCCAAGAUGCUCCUGGCUGCUGGCACAUCUCCUGCCAGCCACUUGGAUUUGACUCCCAUGAGCAACAGCACCUCUGCUUUGGGACAGUGAGCAACAGCUCUCUGUAAAAUAGCCUCGAAAGAUUCUCUAGUUUCAUGGUUCUUUUCAAAGUAGGCUGCUUGCAGCCACACACUGUUCUUGCUCAGGAAGACUUGCAAGGCAUAGGCAUGAAUAGCUCAGGCACACUCCAGGGCAUUAUGAGCAACACAACUGUUGUAUCUUCCAUCCAGGUGUGUUUCUGAUCUUCUUCCUCGAUCCCAAUCCCAAUUACAGCUCUCAUGAUUGCCUGGCACGUGGCCACACUUCCAGCUUUAUCACAUUCCUCAGCAUCCUGUAUGCACUGCUCUCUGUUGAUUUCCACACCAUUAGCCCUAAGAGAUGUGAUGGCUCUGUCAAUGAUUUUCUCUACCAUCUGAUUAUUUCCAUUGGCUUCCUCCAGUUUGGCAGCAGUAAUCCAGAUGUGACAAUCCAUGGGGAUAUUCUGGGCUUUGUUAAGGACUUUAUGAGCGCUCUCAUAUGUCUCCAGCCUUGUCAGCACCAGCCACAGUUCAACACUGGUUGGACAGCACUCCACAGCCCAGCUCAGCAUGAUCCUGGCAUCCUCAGGUUCCUCCAGCUCCAUGGCUGCUUUCCACAAACAUACCGAGUUUGGAACAUGCUCAAGGGCUUUCCUAAGGACACGUUUCUUGGCACGAUGUCUGUCUACAGCUCUGCUGCUCUGAUACAGAUCUGCACAGAAUGUGGCAGGUGCCGCACAGCCUGGGCCCUGGCUGUAUCUCCUGGCUGAAGUCGAGCAGCUUCCAACCAAACAUCUUCACUCUUAGGGCACCUCUCUGUUCCUUUCAUGAUGAGGUUUCGAGCCACCUGGAGUUUGCCAGUGACCUCCUCCAGUCAAGCUGAUGCUAUCCAGGCUGGUGGAUGAUGAGGAUUGGUCUCUCAGACAGAUUUCAGGGCUUUUUUGAUAUCAUCGAUAGCUCUUCCGUGUGUGGGAAUCAUGAAAUUCAGGUCUGUCAAAUACCCUUUUGGGUCCACUACAGUCUGGCCAGUCACAGAGUCUGACACCUGGCUUAGCCUCAUAUCCAUCAAGGUGUACCUGGUUUGGCCAGUCUUCCUCAUAUCCAAUUCACCUGUCCCAGGUGUCAUCAAGCCUGGUGUCAUUCUUCCUGGGUAUGGAGUAUUCAAACCCCCUGGAUACGAAGUAUUCAGUCCACCAAAUUGUGUCUGGCGUGGGUCCACGGAAGUGUGAGUCUCCUCUGACUGCAAAUGCUUUGCAAAGAAGCUGCUGGGGACGGAAGUCAGCGUCUCAUAACGAGGAUUCCUCUGCCACUUGUUCCUGGCAUCCCCAGCCUCAGGAAUACUCAGCCACUCCUCCUCAGUAACCUCUGCUAAUUUCCAUUUCAAGACUGAGAACCACUGUUGAAUUUUGGGUUGUUCCAUACAGUACUUUUUUUCUUUCCUCUUUUUCUUGUUGUUCCCUCCUUUCUUUCCUGCAUUCAUCCAUCUGCUUCUUCAUCAUCUUUCUCAUAGGGGCCACUUGAGAACAGGCUCCCAGCAUAGCCAUUGAACUCAUCAUAGUUGGUGUCAUUCAAAUCCCCAUCAUCAUCUGCUGUCUGGUUCUUCUUCAUCUGGUUCCCCACAGUUCUCUUGCCCAGCAGGGUGUGCCGGUCAUCCACAGGGUCGUUGGCAUCGCGGGCAGGGCCGAUAUCAGAGCGGGUGGUGAAACCCAUGGCUCGACGGCCCAGCCCCGGCAGGUAGCCCAGGGGCGUGGGCACACCCAUCUUUUUCAUGAUGGUGGCGGCAAGGUGAGACCGAAGCCAGACCAGAGCAGAGCCGGGAGAAGCAGCUGGGAAAGCGGUGGCAGAAGUGGUAGCGGAGCUAAUUCCCUUCCCCAAACAGCAGCUCUGACUGUCCUCCAAAGCCAACAGAGAGCCUGCAGCUGCCUCAGGCCCAUCUUUUUCCUGCCCAAUUCUCGUGGUAUCUCUGCCCCUCGGAGGGAAAUUCCCAGAUAAAAGACGUACAACCAGAUGCCCUCCUCCCCUAAGCCUGGCCAAGUAUUUUAUUUUUCUUAAGUACCCUGUUUUUCUGAAGAAUCCAGUUGUUAAAUGUUUCCUAGCAACUUAUGGGAAAAAAAAUCUCUAAGUAAAAAGGAACAAAAGGAAAGAAACUGAACCCCCUAUGAUAGUUUGAAAGCAAACCAGUGAGAGACCCCAAGUCAGAACUACAAUUUACUAGGAAAAUUAAAAUAAAAUGCAGUAGCACAAAAACACUGACAAGAGUCAGAAUACAACCUGACAGCCUGUCGGUCAGAGUGUUGGUAGCAGUCCUAUUAAAUGGUGGCUGCAGUCCUCCUGGAGUGACAGAUGUGGUUCUGUUGAACCAGUGAUCCUGUAGAAGAGUGUAGCUUUCCUGUGAAGCUUCAGUAUAGGUGUAGAUGGGCCUGGUCUUCCUCUGGGAAUCCAGCAGAAAAAGGCUGCUUGUAGUGCUCCAAGUCUCAGAUUAUAUCCAGGUAGGAAUGCUUGGCUCCUCCCACUGGGCAGAGCAUCUCACAAUGGGAUGAUGUAAUUCUAUCAGUCAUGCUGUAAGACUCAAUGGCCCAUUAAGAGAAGAUAUCCCCCUGGAGUCAUGAGGGAUGGGUCUUAUAAGAGAUAAAGAACACUGUGGCACGCGGUUUUAACAGUUGGUAAUAGAAUAGAUACUUUUGGUUACAUCUUGCAUUGCAACCUAAGACACCCCCAACAGCUGAGCUUUUCCCCUGACAUAUCUUGAUAAAUGCUAUUAUAGGCAACAGUCCAAUUUAAUUUUAAACUGAUGAGAUUGUAGCAUUUUCUGAUGCUUAGUUACUGCUGUUUACAUGGUAUAUUGCUAGAAUUUCAGAUAGUUUCUAUGAAAUAUAAGUACAGUUAUGAACUUUAGAGAGUUUAUAUUUUUGAACUUUGAAAACUAAAAGUAACAAAACCUAUUAAUGGAGAUUGUACAUUAAAAGAAAAAAAAAAAGCACACCUAGCCAUCUCUCUUUUUGAACUGUUCAAGUCCUUUCCUAUGUCCAAAAACAAAGCAAAACUUUAGCUGCCUCCUUGUGAAGGGAACUGCUAGAAAAUAUUAUCAGAAAGAAGUUAAUUUUAGAAUUCCAGUCCUGGAAAGACACAUGCCACUGCUGAACUUUAUCCUGGGUUUGCAGAUGCUGUGACUCCCUUCUCCCAAACCUGCGCAGGAGGAGGACUCCUGAGCACUGAAACGUUGUCUUUAUCUCACAAAUAUGAUUUAACUUCCCACUGACCACAAAUAGCUAGAAAUUAUGUUUGCCCCACCACACCAAGUCAAUCUAAACAAGAGCUGUGCAUUUUGUUUGAUGAUUUGUCUGUGCCAACAUCAAUGAUUAUUAACUGGAGAACAUUAAAUACAAGACUGUGCUUUUUAAAAGGUGUGAAGUACUGUACAAAAUUGUACUUUAUGUGAUAUAUAUAAGCUGUUUUGUGUAAGACAACCUCUUUCCACGUCACUAGAAAGAACAAAGCUGUCUGCUGUAGGAUGGCAGUAGGGUCUGUCAGGCUUCCCAUCCAUGGGGGCUGCCUCAGAUGUGUCUGUGUUACCACAUUGUGGUAUAAUAAAUCAUUAAAAUGUAAAUGCUGGCCAUGAAUGGGUUGUGCAAAAAAUAAGAUUGCAUAAGUGAAAGAGGGAAAACCUGCCAUUCCAACAAGUUGCAUUUGGUUUUAUUCUGUUUACUCCUGAGUAAACAGUUGAACAAUGGAUGUUUCUGUUAAUGGCAGUGAAAUUAAAGCAUUUUUCUUUUAAUCAUUCUGCUGAUACAUUGGAUGUUACUUUUGGUGUGUGCAAGUUUCAGAGCGUAAGUGCUGCCAGCUAUCCUCCCACCAGAGGAGCCGUCUUUGGAGCUGUUUGCAAGUCCGUGAUUGACUGCUGCUGCAGAGGUGAGAGCAGGGGAACCCGACCAAAAUUGUUACAGAUUGAGUAAAAACAAAUGUCUGCAGGGAUUCCAAUACCUGGAGAAGUACAAAGUAACCCACAGGUGGUAGAAGGGGACUAAAUGGGCCAGAGUGGGCCUGGUACACCAUAAUUAAAUGUGCUGAUGGCUGAGCAGGAUUUCCUGGGCUCCUCCUGUUUCUCCCUCAGGUGUUCAACUAAGGUUUUGGUGCCUUUGACUGCCACAACAUGUGGUGUCAGAGGCCCUUUGCUUGGGGUGGAAGACACAGGAAUUGGCUCAGAGAGUCCAAACUGGACAGCCCACCCCACACGCCCACUGCAUGUCUUGGUGCCCUACAUUUAGAAGAUUCAUGCAAAAAGCUCUUGCCCUAGGAGAUUGGAGUGGAUUGACAUCUCAAGUUCUUGGAGAGGACAGUGAAGUUUCACCAACUUGCAUAAUCACUCUCAGCACGGAGAGUUGGAACGCUUACUGGACCUUGUAUGGUUAGCAAGUGCAUGAUCCUUGUGCUUCCCUUUGGACACCUGCAUGCAGGGAACCAUCUCCUAGAAUAAUGGAUAUGUACAUACAUCAAAGAACACAUAAUUUUGUAAAAAACUUGGUGUAUAGCAAAUAUUUGGGUUGGCUGAAUGCAGAAACCAGUACCAGGGUGGGUGUGGGUGCCUGACUGAAAAAAAAUUGUUAACAAUCCCUUUUCUUCAGACUGCAUUUGGUGUACAAAAGCAACUUGGGAAUGCAUUCCUCAGCUAAUGACACCUCAGUGACUCUAGACUUGGGUCUCUGUUUACAUGAUUUAUGUAAAAGAAACUUCAAACUAAUCAAUGGUGUCCUUUUCAACACAAAUGGAUUGAAAAACAUUAUGUGUACGGUUUGUGUUUUGUAUAAAACAAGAAAAUACAACUAUUUGACUGCA
This is a messenger RNA of Vidua chalybeata, 13726 nucleotides long. RefSeq names its product family with sequence similarity 13 member A (gene FAM13A). NCBI's taxonomy places the organism in Eukaryota, Metazoa, Chordata, Aves, Passeriformes, Viduidae. The record is from RefSeq and is a predicted model, not a curated record. The coding region runs from base 182 to 3448 and encodes 1088 amino acids. Gene Ontology annotation, biological process: signal transduction. The transcript has 23 exons.